GUGUGUACAUUCCCGCGAUGCUGCACGCCUGAUGGACAAACACUCCCGGUAACCGAAUUGCGUGUCCGAAAAUGUUUGCGACCGUGUGAAGCGGCUCCUUCCGCGCCAGCUCCCUCCGGAAAGUUUGAAAAGUCAACAUCAAACCUCACCUCCCAAAGCCUUCAAGAAGGAGGAAUAAGACGCUGCCAAGAUGUUCAGCACCAAAAGACUGAAGAAGAAGUCUCAGUCGGUGGAUAUUGCCAGCGAGGGCUUCUCUCCGACCCUAGUGCCGGCCUCGCCCCUCAACAAGGCCUCGGCGGCCGGCCUGGCAGUGCAGGACAACAAUACGGCCAACGCCCAGCGCCGCAGCCCCCGCUGUGGCGAGCUGAAGAGAGGCUACACCAUAGAUACCGGCCAGAAGAAGACUCCGGAGAAGAAGGAUGGGAGGCGCAUGUCGUUCCAGCGACCCAAAGGGACCAUUGAAUUUUCUGUGGAAACGCGUGACACGCUGAACAGCAUUGCGCUCAAGUUUGACACCACACCCAACGAACUGGUUCAGCUGAACAAGCUGUUCUCCAGAGCGGUGGUUCCUGGCCAGGUUCUGUACGUUCCUGAUCCUGAGUACAUCUCCAGUGUUGGAAGCUCCCCCUCCCUCAGUCCCAUCAGCCCCCUGUCUCCCACCUCCUCAGAAGCUGAUUUAGAGAAAGUGACGGACUCUGAUGGCCCCCCCAGACCAGAAGGUGUUCACCCCCCGGUGUUCUCUGCCUUGCGCCAUUCCAGAGUGGUGUCAUCCACCUCAGAGGAGGAGGAGGCCCUCACAGAGAAGUUCCUCAAGAUCAACUGCAAGUACAUCACUGGUGGCAUGGGUGCGGUGAGCGGGGUGUUGCUGGUGACGCCCAACAACAUCAUGUUUGACCCUCACCGGAUGGACCCACUGGUCCAAGCCCAUGGGUGCGAGGAGUACGGCAUCAUGUGUCCCCUGGAGGAGGUGCAGUCUGCUGCCAUCUGCAAGGAGAUCACCGAGCCCCAGAUCAGAGAAGCUGUGCCUGAUGACCUGGAGCCACUUCCCACUGAGAGACAUCCCUCCCAGAAGGAGCCAGAGCAGCGCCUGAAGGAGCCGGGGGCCAACGACGGCGGCAGCACGGCCCCACGCAGCAUCGAGGCCUCCCUUUCCGAAGACGUCUUCACCGAGACGGAGCUGUCCCCCAUCCGCGAGGAGGAGCAAGCGUCUAACGAGGAUCUCCGCCUGGACAAGUCGUCGGGCGCGUCCGCGGAGUCUGUACAGACCCUCACCCAGGUGGAGGCCAGCAGUCCUGUGUCCCAAGCCUCAGGCAAGGCCAGUCAGCCGAAGGAGAGCGCUGUGGCAGAAGCAGAGGACAAUCCACCUGGCACUGCCACAGAGAGCGAUAGCCAGUCCCCCAUGAGAUCCAAGCAGCACAGUGAAGAGAAGCCACCCACUACCACCAGCACUAGCCAGGCCCAGGGCCCCAGCAGCAACACUUCUCGUCCGGGCUCCCAGAGCUCCGCCACCCCUUGUGCUGCAGACACCAUCUCCGUCUCAGCCAGUCCACAGAGGGAAGCCAACGAGGGGACAGCCAUCCCCAAAACGAACACUAUGCAACAGGGCAAGGAGGAAAAGGAGACGGUAGAGCAGAUGCCAAAGGAUGGCACGCAGAACUCUGCAGAGGGUCCAGGGUCUGCAGAAAGGCGGAAGCACCCCUCUCACAAGUUCCUGUGUCUGCGGGUGGGGAAGCCCAUGAAGAAGACAUUCAUUUCCAAUGCCAGCGCCUCCAUGCAGCAGUACGCCCAGCAGGGCAAGAAGCACGAGUACUGGUUCGCUGUGCCACAGGAGAGGUCGGACCACCUGUACGUGUUCUUCAUGCAGUGGAGCCCAGACAUGUACGGUGAGGGGGUCAGGGGGAUGGGACAAGAGCCUGGCUUUAUGGUUGUCAAGAAGAAUGAGGUGUCAGAAACAGCUGAGGACGAGCCAAUCACCGACCUCAAUGUCAAGGAGUGGGAGGUAGUGUCUCUGACGGAGUACCACCGUCGGAUUGAUGCACUAAACAGUGAAGAUCUACGUUCGCUCUGCAAACGACUCCAGAUCACCACCAAGGAAGAGGUGAACUCCAAGCAGGGCACGUCCAUCAAGACGGAGCUGGAGCCCGAAACGUUCAAACCCAACCUCCGAGAAUCCAGUGACCUCCUGGAGGCCGACCAGAUAGAGAAGCUUGCCAGGAAUCUCCCUCCUCGGACCAUUGGGUACCCAUGGACGCUGGCUUUUGGCACAUCAAAGCAUGGCAUGAGCAUUAAGAGUCUGUACAGAGCCAUGCAGGGCCAGGACACCCCCGUGCUCAUGGUUAUUAAGGACAGCGAUGGCCAGGUGUUUGGUGCGUUGGCAUCUGAGCCCUUUAAAGUCAGCGAUUGCUUUUAUGGCACAGGAGAAACCUUCCUCUUCACCUUCAACCCCGAGUUUGAGGUGUACAAAUGGACUGGGGACAACAUGUUCUUCAUGAAGGGAGAUAUGGACUCUUUAGCUUUUGGUGGAGGAAGCGGCGAGUUUGGCCUGUGGCUGGACGGAGACCUCUACCACGGCAGGAGCCACUCCUGUAAAACAUUUGGGAACCCCAUGCUCUCAAAAAAGGAGGAUUUCUAUGUUCAGGACAUAGAGAUCUGGGCGUUUGAGUAACGGGAACAGUGAACCACAGGGAAGAAGAAAAAAAACAAGUUCUGCAAAGGGCAAACCGAGGGAUCCUCCUCCUUAGAACAACAAUGGCAACGCCCCCAAACUAACUGCACAUCACCAGGGCGCCAGGGCCGGAAGCCAGCUAUCGGAUGCUUGUUGUGCGUUACUACUGCAGUUAUUACAGAGCUUUUUUUUCUUUGUGAAAAAUUACCUUUGUGUGUUUCUUGCUACAGCCUUGUGCAGCGUCUUUGCAGAGCGCGGGGGGGGGGGGGGGGGGGUUGGUGACGGGAUUUUGGGAAGAGGUUGUAUCAUAUGGGGAAAUGGGCCAUCGGGCCUUGACGAGGAAGGGUCUCCCCUUACCUGAGAGGGGGUGAAGAUGACAGCAGCUGGGGGAAGGAAAACUGCACCACUGGCCCGGAUAGUGCAUCUAGACUUCACAGAACCUCAAGGAAUCUCCAGCACCCUACUCAGACACCCCCCCCCCCCCCUAGUACUUUGUUGAUUCGGUAGGUUGUUAGUCAGGGAGAGACCAGCUGGAGAAAAAGGAACAAGACGAAAGCUAAACGUAUUCCAUUACUCUCGACGGUGAUGGUUGAGUGUGGUAAAACUGCGACAUCCGAGCCAUCAGCAGCAGGAUAUGAUGACAGGAUAGGAGAGAAUAUUUGCUUGGGGGUAGGGGGGUACGUUAGUCUUUUUACAGUACCCUUUGGGGGUUGUUUUCUGAGGCUCAACUAUAGAGUAUUGUGUAUUGUCGUUCACACAGCACAGCGUCUGAAAGCACAUCACUAUAACCAGAUCACCCUCGUCGUACCGUUGUGUUCAGUGGGUGUUCAUGUGAGUCCAGCUAACACCGGCUCCUCUCGCAGGACGCUGGCUGUACUGUUUGUAGACAGUAACGUGUUGCAAUAGAUUUGUGGAAUAUGCAAAUAACUGUCCUGUGACCUCAACUACCCGUGCGGGCCGCGGCACUUUUGCCGCUGCUGUCGGUCUUUCAAGAGAGAAACUUGUCAAACUUUUACGUCUUGAUACAUGAUUGCUUUUCUGUUGGUUGAUUCGAAAAGCCUGAGACGUGGUUAACUGUUUUACAUGCAUAUAUGACAAUUAUAUAUUGGUAUAUAUGAUUAUAUAUAUAUAUAUAUAAUCAUAUAUAUUUAGCUAUUAAGUGUGACAGUGAUCUAUUUGUGCUGAUAUUUCAGCUGUUACAAUAUAAUGUAUAUUACCCUGUAAAUUAAUGUUUAAAUAAUAGAUUUGUUUAUAUAUAUAUACAUACAUAUAUAUUGUGUAUAUAUAUAUAUAUAUAUAUGUGUGAAUAUAUAUAUAUGUGUAUAUAUAUAUAUAUAUAUAUAUAUAUAAAAUAAAGUGUGGAUUGGUGGGUUGCUUCUAGCACUUUAAUCUGGUGUGAAAGCAUCAUGGCCAGGUUAUUAUAUUCUCUUAGCAGUAGCUGUACAGUACUUUUUGUUUCGAUCACUAAGAUGUUAACUGUUAGUAGAAAGCUUGCUGCUACCAAUAUCAAUAAGGGUAUGCCCCAACGCUCUGUUUCUCAAAAGGAGGAUUAUUACUCUGGUAAGAAAGGGGGGAUGAAUGUGGUGAAACAUGGCAGUGAGGCUGCCAGGUGAGGCUUCGUAGGUCCAGGUAGGUAUGUGGUGGGUAGUGACGGGACACGUGUACAGUAUUUAAGGAGCCCCCUCCCCCCUUUCUGGUCUUCCACACCAGUCCUUGUGGAGAGUCACAAAGAAUAUUAUGGAUAAUUCUUCCAAUUAUUUCACCAGAAUACAAUGUAUCAGUGAUGUAUGAAUAACAACAAUAAAGGUGAAUUAAUUGUAA
Messenger RNA from Pseudoliparis swirei, 4486 nucleotides. RefSeq names its product oxidation resistance 1a (gene oxr1a). The record is from RefSeq and is a predicted model, not a curated record. The transcript has 17 exons. Gene Ontology annotation, biological process: response to oxidative stress. Lineage: Eukaryota; Metazoa; Chordata; Actinopteri; Perciformes; Liparidae. Bases 191 to 2665 code for a protein of 824 amino acids. Gene Ontology annotation, cellular component: nucleus.